This is a messenger RNA of Theobroma cacao (cacao), 925 nucleotides long. Its product is annotated as DNA-directed RNA polymerases I, II, and III subunit RPABC5. Gene Ontology annotation, biological process: transcription by RNA polymerase II; tRNA transcription by RNA polymerase III; transcription by RNA polymerase I. Lineage: Eukaryota; Viridiplantae; Streptophyta; Magnoliopsida; Malvales; Malvaceae. Gene Ontology annotation, cellular component: RNA polymerase I complex; RNA polymerase III complex; RNA polymerase II, core complex. Gene Ontology annotation, molecular function: zinc ion binding; DNA binding. The record is from RefSeq and is a predicted model, not a curated record.
CCCGUUUUCUCUAAACCCUCUCUCCCUUACUCGGUCCUGUCGUCGGCCUAACCUUUCUAGCAACGGCUCCCUCUUUCUUUCUCUUUCCUUUUUUUUUCUUCUCUUCCCUUUCCUUCUGCCCCCAGUUUCAUCUCUUUCUAAAAAAGGCUAGCUACCGAUCUUCUCGGAGUGCAAGGUCUCCUUCACUCUAAAAACUGUAUAAUACCUUGAAAUUUAUCCUAUCCGUAUCACCUUUCUCUAAAAAAAAACAUAUUUUUCUUUCUCUCUGUCUAAUAAUCCAUUCAAUCAGAGAGGGAACUAGGGCAAAGCCAAGAACAAGAACAGAACAAGAUGAUUAUUCCAGUUCGCUGCUUCACAUGUGGGAAGGUUAUUGGUAACAAAUGGGAUACUUACCUUGAUCUUCUCCAGGCCGACUACACUGAAGGAGAUGCUCUUGAUGCUUUGGGCUUGGUUCGAUAUUGCUGUAGGCGAAUGCUUAUGACUCAUGUUGACCUCAUUGAGAAGCUUCUGAACUAUAACACUUUGGAGAAGUCCGAGACCAGUUGAGGAAACAUCUAGAAGUUAGUCCUGCAUGCUCUAUUGCAGUUCUGACUGCCUAUGUGAUUCUAAGAUUUGUGUAAUGUGGAACGUAGUCAGAAUCCAAACAAUGAAAGACUUCAAUAGUAGUCAACUUGUACUUUGGUUCUAUAAUGGAUCAUUUAUACGUUUGAACCUACCUGGUAAUUUUAAAAUAUUAAAUUAUUGGAACAUUGUGCCUGUUGUUCAGAACUUUGCUAUUUCCUUGGAUAAAUAUUUAGUCAAAGGAUAUGGUUGAGGGAUGUGAUAUGUUCAAUAGUGGUCAAUAUGUUUGUACUUAUUCCUCUUCAUUUGGAGUCCUUUGUCAAGCAGACUUCUUUUCGAAACAAAUCCAAAUAGUCUAUCUGAA